AUGCCUUCCAGAAUCAUCGUCAUUGGCAGCGGUUUUGCUGGCCUCUACAGCGCCCUUUCCGCAAGGCGUCUCAUCAUCAUGCAUCGUAAAGAGAACCCGGAAAUUGCAGACAUCGAAGUCUGCGUCAUUGCCCCCGAGCCUAGUCUGGUGAUAACGCCUCGCCUGUACCUCGCCAAUCCCGAGCGCAUGACUGCUCCCCUGAACGACCUAUUCAAGGCAACAGGCAUUCGUUUCAUCCGAGGCUACGUUGAAAAGAUCCUUCCAGAGGAUAAACAAGUGCGAAUUGCUGCUACAGACGGCUCAAGCUUCAGCGAGACUUACGACCGCCUGAUUGUAGCUGCCGGGAGCCAGCUUGCCCACCCCGACAUCCCUGGGCUUAAAGAACACAGCUUUGCGGUCCACAGCCUGGAAAAGGCGGUAGAGCUAGAGAAGCACCUGAGAGGCCUGCCGUAUUUACCCGAGAGUGAGGCUCGCAACACAGUCGUCGUUUGCGGUGCAGGAUUCACCGGUAUAGAGGUCGCCGCAGAGCUCCCGGCCCGUUUGAGAAAUAUACUCGGAAAGGACACCUCAUUCCGCGUUGUCAUUGUCGAUCGCAACAACGAGGUCGGACCCGAGCUUGGCCCUGGUCCCCGGCCGUUCAUCAAUGAAGCACUUCAGUCCCUGGACGUAGAGACCCGCCUCGGCUCAGGGGCUACGGCUGUGGAUGCCGACGGCGUCACCCUCGCAUCCGGAGAGAAGAUCCAAGCCGCUACCGUAGUCUGGACGGCCGGUGUGCGAGCAAGCCCGCUUACAGAUCAGGUGCAGGUCAAGAAGGACGGGCUCGGCCGGCUCACAGUGGACGAGAACCUGCAGGUGAUCGACAUGCCCGGAGUAUACGCAGCCGGAGACGCGGCGCACGCCAAGACCGAUGCAGACGGCCACUCGGCCAUGAUGUCGUGCCAACACGCAAUGCCGCUCGGGCGUGUGGCGGGGAACAACGCGGCGGCCUCGCUGCUGGGACUGGACCCGACGCCGUACUCACAGCCGUUGUACGUGACCUGUCUAGCGCUGGGUAGCUACGGUGCCCUUAUCUCUCGGGGAUGGGAUCGGCAGGUCAUGUUCGCAGGACCCAAGGUCAAGCCGUUGAAGCAGUACAUCAACCGCGUGCUCAUUUACCCACCCGGAGCGAACGAGGUCGAGGCCUUUGCUGCUGCGGAUCCGGGUUGGAAAUUUCCCCAAUUCCCUGCAGUACCUUUGCCGGCUCAUUGA
Messenger RNA from Pyricularia grisea, 1248 nucleotides. RefSeq lists its product as uncharacterized. NCBI's taxonomy places the organism in Eukaryota, Fungi, Ascomycota, Sordariomycetes, Magnaporthales, Pyriculariaceae. Bases 1 to 1248 code for a protein of 415 amino acids. Gene Ontology annotation, molecular function: NAD(P)H dehydrogenase (quinone) activity. Gene Ontology annotation, biological process: aerobic electron transport chain. The transcript has a single exon. The record is from RefSeq and is a predicted model, not a curated record.